Messenger RNA from Sinocyclocheilus grahami, 4447 nucleotides. RefSeq lists its product as uncharacterized. The record is from RefSeq and is a predicted model, not a curated record. NCBI's taxonomy places the organism in Eukaryota, Metazoa, Chordata, Actinopteri, Cypriniformes, Cyprinidae. The transcript is spliced from 15 exons. Gene Ontology annotation, molecular function: protein binding.
UCAAGAAUAGAACAAUAAGAAGUGGAGCAGUGCCCUGAUAUCAGCUGCUGUUUAUGCAGAUACUGCCUUUACAUCAUUACUUCUCUGAAGAAACCACAGUGGAAACGUGACUGACCGCCUUAAGUGUACAGUACUGUAGAUGUCACACAACCAGCAGAAUGAGUCGGAGGAAGAGGAGAAACAGUCGCAGGAGGAAGAGCUCCAGCAGCAGUAAACAAUGCAUCUCUCCAUAUAAUUUUCAGAGGCACACUAUGGUGGACACUGUGGAAGCUGCAGAGAAAGGAGAAACUGACUCCUUCUGUAAAGAGCAUGUACUGUCAGUGUCUGAAGACGAGAAGGAGACUGAGACUCCAACCACGGAGAAAGAAAUCAGAACACGGAGUUGUGAAGAUUUCUUCCUGGACAAAAAGAAAAAAUACAGACAAAAGCCAAACUCAGAACCAAUUGACAGAGGUCCAGGGUUAAAAAUCACACAUUCUGUGACCAUCGAUAACUUUGGACUGUCUUCUCCCAGAGUUGUGUUCGACCGAUGCCAUGAAGCAACGGUUAGUAGUGUGAUAGCAGUCACAACCACUGAGGUCAAAUGCAUGAGCCCAAAUAUGAAGCUUGAGAUCAAUGUCGUGACAUCAGAUGAUUCAAAUAUCAAGACCACCUUUAUUCUUCAAAACUGCAGAGACAAAAGAGAAGAGGCUCAUUUUAGAACGGAGAAUCAUCAAUCUCCAAAAGACACACACGUCUACUCAUGGAACCAACAUGGAGCAGAUUACAAACAAAACACCAGUGAGAAUAUUAGCUAUACGAUUAGCAUUGCAGAGCUGAAUGCAGAGUCAACACAUGAUUCAAAGAGUCAGAGCUCAUGGGAUGAUCCUGAAGAAAUGGCUUGCCGUAAAAGCUGCUGUAAAAAUAACUUCCGUUGGGGAAACACCGGUGGCCAGACGGACACUGAUUUCACACUGGUUGAUGGAUCUUCCUGUUGUUCAUCACCCUCUGAUUUCUGGCAACAUCAGAAACAGCGCUCACUGCCCAGCAGUCUCAGUAAUGAGGCAUUAUGGGAUAUCCCUCCCCCUGAUGAAUUUGCUGAUAAGAAGACUAGUGCACUGGAUUUCCUUGCAGAAAAUGUUGCAUCGUGUCAGAUCAGUUCCAGAGAAAGAUUCACUGACCACCACAACACUAACUGCACGCAGACAGCAUCUGAGGUUACCUUGUGCAAAGAGUUUACACGCCAGAAUACACUGGAUGGGGACAACAGGACAACUGUGGCCAGGUGCUGUGAACGGCUAUCCGACUUGAGUCCUCAGGAACACUUAUUCAUGAAUCCCAGAGCUUCAAUAAACAGAUCUUCUUUCACUAAAAACUUCAUCGAAAAUCACGAAAGGAAGACGCGUUUGCGCAACAACAGCAUCGCCAUCCUAGAAAGCAAAACUCAUCCUGCAGGCUACAUGGACAUUCCUCCCAAAAGACGAAAGACGUACCCGGGAUUGACAUAUCAAAUGAGUCAAGCCAGAGAGAGCAUUCCCUCAUACAGAGAGUCGUUUUCCUCUGGCACACUGUUUUUCACGCAGUCUCUUCCCUCUCAAGCAGACAGGAUGGGAAGAUUUUAUGUAGAAGACGAAAGAUUUCGUCCACUUGGGAGCCGCAAAUCUUCCAGUAGUAGCAGCUAUAGACCAAGCUCAAGCUCUACAACCGGUCCCGACUCUUGUAUUCCCAAAUUCAAGGCUUACAGCUCAAUGAAAAAUCCAUUCUAUCCAUCCAGGUCCGAUGAGAGUCCAGAAGAAGUCUUCUUUAGAGGCGAACAAUAUCAGGGGCCGUCGCAGCUAGACGAGAUGGAGCAACUGGGUUCAGAUGUCGCUGCAGGAAUGAUGAUCGAUGAUGGCACGGAUCAAGACAGCACCUCAGCGGGACAACCUGAGCUGAACGAAGUCAAUGAAAGUGGCUUUGACGAGGAGAUGGUGGAGUUGGAUGGGUCAAUUUCUCCAGGUGACACCAUGGAGAGCCAUCAAAGGGAGCUUCUUAUUCACGUCAUCCCACCUUCACUGUGCAACUCUGAAGAAAAAAUCAAUGAAGGAUUACCCAACAGUAUCAAGCAUCACACGUGGGACGGAGAUGAAGCUGACGCUCCAAAGAAACGGAGAGGUUCGGUAAUGACAAUAAUCACUGGGGACUGUGAGCAGAGAUUUCUACAGGGCAACCAUGUCUUCUCAUUUGAUGAGGACGUAUCACAGGAACAUCAGAUAGAUGCUUUGAGCCCUGUGAUUGAGUCUCCUACCGGGUCUCCAAUAGAGGAUCUUGCCAGUAUCAGAGAAGCUGUGGAAGAGGUCGCAGACUACUCCCAAGCACAAAAAACCACAACCUCUGCAAACACUAAGGACACACCUUCUCAACAGCCUGGAGAAGUGCAAACAAAUGAAUUCCUGGAGAAAAUAAGCACAGAUGUCUCUAGGACAACAAAAUUCUAUAACAAUGAUUCGUCUGAACGGCAAGGUGCUUCAAAAAAUUCAUUAGAGGUCAAAGAGCUCCUCAGGCCUCCAACAGACUCCAUUCAUAAAGAUUCAGAGGAGCAUUCAGACCACUGGGCAAAGAGGCGGAAGCUCUUCAAAGAGAGCAAACAGCGCAGUUCUGCAGGAGGAAGUUCUAUAACUAGCAUUAUCACAGAGGAAUCAGACACAAUGAACUCUGAGGACACUCGUUCGGUGGACAUGUCAAUGCGGGAUAUUGAGGACAGAGGAUUUUACACUGAAACCUUUCACUCAGUAUCAUGGAUAUACCAUGGAGAUGAAGUUAACCAGAAUGAUAGUCCACACUGUCUCACCAGCUGUACUCGACCAGCAGCCAUUCGUGAGCGGACGGUGAAAAUCAGCAAAGGCAUGGGCGAGUAUCCAUGGGGCUUCAGAAUUCAGUUCUCCAAACCCGUUUAGACAACAGAGAGUGAUACAAAUGGAGCAGCGGAGGAGGCAGGGCUGCAGGUUGGAGACUAUGUGCUGGCGGUAAACGGCACUGAUGUCACAAGUGUGCCACACUCAGAAGCAGCUGACCUCGCACGACAAGGCCCAGACAUUUUAACGCUGACCAUUGGCUCGGAUAUUGGUCGAACUCCUAACACUCCACGACCAGCGUGCAGGGGUUACUUGCAUAAGCGAACUCAAUCCAGUUUGCUGAAAGGCUGGAGAAAGAGGUGGUUCGUGCUCAGACAUGACUGCUGCCUCUAUUACUACAGAAACAAGCGAGAUGAAGGGAAGAGUGGAGCUCUGUCUGCGACGAGUCUGGAAGGAGCGGUGGUGGAGGCUGACACCAGUUUAGGAAAGCCGUUUGUGUUCAGAUACUGUCCUGUCUCUGGGAACCGAGUUUACUACCUGUGUGCAACAUCAAACCAAGAGAUGAAGAGGUGGCUGGAGGCUAUGGGUAGAGCGGUUCAUCCUAUUACUCAGAAUCAUGUGUGGAUGGACGUCACUCGGCACAACUCAAAUCUGCCCCCUCUGGCAGUCAAGAACCCAGAAUGCCUUGGGUUACUCCACCAGCUGGACAGGACCAAGGACUCAUGGGUGCAGCACUACUGUGUGCUGAAAGAUGGAUGCCUCUAUUUCUAUGCAAGCAUUCGGUCAACCUGCGCGAUAGGAGGAAUCUACUUGCAUGGUUUCACAGUGAGGGAUCAGCCAGUGGGAUCCAGAAGAUCUGCCAUUGAGCUCAGACCUCCAUCUGAAGAGUUUAAAGUGUUCUACCUCUGCGCAGAGAAUGCUAAUGAGAACAAACGAUGGGUUAGUGCAAUAAAAUCGUCAAUAGGAAAAUGGCUUCCACUGCAUCAGGCAAUUCAAGACUACAUGUGUCGCCCACCCGAGGAAACAAGAAUGUGAACAAGACUGAUUACAGGACAGCCUGGAGUUUCUCAACAAGUUUAAUUCAGACACGACCAUGUUCAUACCUGAACAUAAUGAUUUCCUAAUUUUCUCUUACAAUUACAUCUCUGAAUAUCAUCGUUUCUGCAUUUGAAAUAUGCAAAUACAUACAAAUUAAUAGAACGAUUAAAAAAAGGGAAAUUAAAUUGAUAAAAUAAUCUGCUGUAGAUAUUCAUGAUGGAACCUAAAAUAACUCCAUAUAUAAUAUUCAAGUGUGACAACACAGCAGCAGCAAGUGCUUGAAGUUGUCAUGGUAACCUGGUACCAUGGUAAUCACUGCAUGCUGAAGCAUAGAAAUAUAAAUAGAAAGCUCAGAACUCAGCAUCACUUCCGAGACUGAGUUACAUCACUGUUCUCUCUUUCGAGAUGACAUCUUGAUUCAGGUCCACGUAACCUUUAAUGUGUUGCAUGUUUCUUUGCAUUCAGAGGAAAGUUUAAGAAAGAAUGAUGGCCUGCAUUUCUGUAAACUUUUGUUGUCACACAAUUUGAAUUCUUAUGAUCCGUUUCCCAUUUUCAAGAUGUUCUAUGUAAUGACAGUGCCACUGUUAUUUGUACAU